CACUGUAUCCAUAGUGUGAGUCAACCAAAAGUUGACCCUGUGCUCAUCACGUGCUCACAUCAUCAACUUAUCAUGUGACUCCCUUCUUCUUCUUCCCCAAAUCACUCCCUCUCUCUCUCCACCUGCAACUUUCUCUCUCUCUCACACACACCAUUUCUAGGGUUUCCAUUCACCUCUCAUCACUCAUCACUUAUCACACCUCACACUGUGUGUUUCCUGCAAAUUUAUGUGAAAAAAAUUCAUCAACAAUGGGCUGUUUUCAGUCCAAAACCGCCAAUGUUCAAUCUCCAGAUCAAGUUCCUGAAUCGAAACCAGAUCCAGAUGGAGAACAAGGAUCGGAUCAGCAGGAUCAGGAUCAGGAUCAAGCAGUACCUGCAUUUAAGGAGUUUAAGCUCACGGAGCUUCGAGCGGCUACGAAUGGGUUCAGUAGUGAGCUUAUUGUUUCGGAGAGUGGAGAGAAGGCUCCGAAUGUUGUUUAUAGAGGGAAGCUUAAGAGUAACAGAGUCGUUGCGGUUAAGCGGUUUUCGAAGACAUCGUGGCCUGAUCCUCAACAGUUUGUGGCAGAAGCUGCUGGUGUUGGCAAAGUUCGGCAUAAUAGAUUAGUGAAUCUGAUUGGCUGUUGUGCAGAGGGGGAUGAGCGUCUUUUAGUGGCGGAAUAUAUGCCCAAUGAUACACUCUCAAAGCAUCUAUUUCACUGGGAUAAACAACCUUUGCCAUGGGAAAUGCGUGUUAGAGUUGCAUACCAUAUCGCACAAGCUCUCGAGCAUUGCAAUGCUGAAAAUUUGAAAAUCUACCAUGAUCUUAAUGCCUACAGGGUUCUCUUCGAUGAGGAUGGUGACCCCCGCUUAUCUAGUUUCGGUUUGAUGAAGAAUAGUCGAGACGGGAAGAGUUAUAGCACUAAUCUUGCUUACACGCCUCCCGAGUUUCUACGCACAGGUCGGGUCAUUCCAGAGAGUGUGGUUUACAGCUAUGGAACUGUGUUGCUGGACCUUUUGAGCGGAAAACACAUUCCUCCAAGCCAUGCAUUGGAUUUGAUACGGGGAAAAAACGUAUUGCUGCUAAUGGAUUCAUCUUUGGAAGGACAAUAUGCUGACGAUGAUGCAACCGUGAUGGUGGAACUUGCUUCAAAGUGUCUUCAAUAUGAGGGUAGAGAUCGUCCUGAUGUCAAAUUUCUUCUGACAGCAGUGGCUCCUCUUCAAAAGCAGAAAGAGGUUGCAUCACAUGUCUUAAUGGGUCUCACAAAAACUCCGGUUGCGGCGGUUCCAACCUUACUUUCUCCUCUUGGAAAGGCUUGUGCACGAAUGGAUCUUACUGCUGUACAUGACUUUUUGCUAAAAACAGGAUAUAGAGAUGAAGAGGGUGCUGAAAAUGAGCUAUCAUUUCAAGAAUGGACCCAGCAAGUGCAAGAUAUGCUAAAUACAAAGAAGUUUGGGGACAUCGCGUUUAGGGACAAAGAUUUUAAUGGUGCAAUCGAAUACUAUUCUAAGUUGGUUUCAAUGAUGUCGGUCCCUUCGGGUACUAUCUUUGUGAGGCGGGCCCUAUCCUACUUGAUGAUUGGACAACCCGAACAUGCAUUAAGGGAUGCAAUGCAAGCUCAGGUAUGCUUGCCUGAGUGGCCAACUGCUUUUUACAUGCAAGCUCUCGCUCUCUCAAAGCUUGGAAUGGAAACCGAUGCUCAAGACAUGCUUAAUGAUGGGUCCUCCUUUGAGGCAAAGAGGCAAAACAGUUGGCGUAAUAUGUGAUUAAGGAUCGUGUGAUGAGGUAAUGACUGUUUAAAUUACUAUUUUGCCAUUCUAUUGUAGACUACAGUUUUUAUAUUACCGUUGUGUAAAUCACUUAUAAAUUGCCGAAAAUAUGGCUUCAAGUUAUGCCGUUUCUAUACUUUUGCUUU
Helianthus annuus (common sunflower) is the source of this 1891-nucleotide messenger RNA. Its product is annotated as serine/threonine-protein kinase BSK2. NCBI's taxonomy places the organism in Eukaryota, Viridiplantae, Streptophyta, Magnoliopsida, Asterales, Asteraceae. Gene Ontology annotation, molecular function: protein binding; protein kinase activity; ATP binding. The record is from RefSeq and is a predicted model, not a curated record. Gene Ontology annotation, biological process: brassinosteroid mediated signaling pathway; protein phosphorylation. Bases 249 to 1742 code for a protein of 497 amino acids. The transcript has 10 exons.